UACACUCUAAUAUACAAAAUUUAUGUUCAAACACUUAAAGAUGAACUUUGCAAACGUGCAAAUAAAGCUGUGCAAAUUAAGAAUUUCAAUUAUAUAAUUCAAGUAAACAACAUUCAUGAAUAUGUGCGUUUGUAAAAUUGUUAAGCCUGUACAUCUUCAGUAGUGACCUGAUAAGAUUAGAUGUCAGGGUUAAAAAAUAGGACGACGUAUCUGUAGUAAAGAAUACUGAAUGUUUAUAAUUUAAAUUUGACAUAUCUUGUUAAGUCUAUAGGAUUACCGGAAAGGAGAAAACGAUGUCAAGUUUGUUGGGUCGGAAGGGGACGAAAGUGACCAACAUACUUCUACCUGAAUAUGAUUAUAUUGUGGUUGGCGCGGGGUCCGCUGGGGCGGUGGUGGCUGCCCGCCUCUCGGAGGACGCCGGAAGUAGCAUCUUAUUGCUGGAGGCCGGCGGCGACGACUACGGCGACAAGAUGGUGGCUGUCCCUUUGAUGUAUGGGGCCCUUCAGCGCACCCAUCGGGACUGGAUGCUGUCAGUUGAGCCACAAAAACACGCCCUGAAAGCGUUCAAGGGAAACCGAAAUUACUAUCCGAGAGGGAAGAUGCUUGGAGGAAGCAGUAACCUGAACGCGAUGAUCUACGUGAGGGGGUGUCGCCUGGACUUUGACAGGUGGGCGGAGCUAGGCUGCGAGGGAUGGAGCUACGAAGACGUCCUGCCCUACUUCCUGAAGUCAGAGGCGUUCGUUGACAUUAACAAUGGGGACUCAAUCGUGGAGAAAGACUACCACAACACGCGCGGUCCACAGGAAGUGACUCGGUUCAGCCCGUCCUCACUGUCCCGGGUGUUCCGCUCCGCCGGUGAGGAGCUUGGGUACAAAACCGUGGAUUACAACGGCCGCGAAAUGAUAGGGGUUUCGCCGUCAUUCACGAAUGUGACCAAGAAUGGGCUGCGUGCGAGCACUUCUCGUGCCUUUCUGCGGCCAGCAAUGGACCGUCCCAAUCUGCACAUAUCCAUACACUCGCACGUGGAGAAGGUACUCAUUGAAGGCAGUCGUGCUGUUGGUGUUUUGGUAAAGAAGGAUGGACGGGAAGUCACCGUCCGAUGCCGUAAGGAAGUAGUUAUCUGCGCAGGCGCCAUCAUGAGUCCGCAGAUCCUGCUGUUGUCAGGCAUAGGACCUAGGCAACACCUCGAUGAAGCCAAGAUCCCGGUGCUGAAGGAACUUCCGGUGGGCGAGAAUCUGCAGGACCACCUGUUCGUACCCGUGACAUCUCCGGUCACGAGUACCGACUUGCUCGCUAGGAGCACGUUGCUUAACCCCCUUAAUAUCCUGAAAUAUCUGUGGUCUGGCGGAGGUUGGCUGCGGGUCUCCCCUAUAACGGAACUGGCGUUCUUCCGGUUAGGCUCGGCCACGCCGCCGGGGAUGCCGGAUAUUCAAUUCCACGUGGUUCCGUCGGCUCAGGAAAAGGGAGUCAGAGAUAGAACUGAGAAAAUGUUUGAUUACAAGGAUGAGAUAUUUACUGACUAUCUGGCAUCGGGGGCGAAGAUCUUCGGCUCCAGACAGGGGUUCUCUAUUUCCGUGACUCUGCUGCAUCCCAAGAGUACCGGAACUGUCCGUCUUAACGUAGUGGACCCCAAAGGACCGCCCCUUGUAGACCCGAACUUUCUGGCUCGUCAGGAAGACGUGGAUAUAUUUGUUAAAGGCAUACGCGAAGCCCAACGUUUUCUGGACACCAAAGCCAUGAAAGCCAUCGGUGCGGAAUCCAGAAAUAUCGAGAGGGCCUACAAACCCAUCUUGUGGCAGCAUGCUUACGACUCGGACGGUUACUAUGGGGAAUACGUACGUCACUUCGCUCACAAUGUGUACCAUCCGACGUCAACGUGUAAAAUGGGUGCCAUCGAUGACCCUACCACCGUGGUUGACUCGCAACUAAGAGUUAAAGGGUUCUCCAAUCUCCGCGUAGCGGAUGCGUCCGUCAUUCCGGAAGUGAUAUCGGGAAACACGAACGCCGCCUGUGUGAUGAUCGGAGAAAAGGCGGCCGACCUCAUUCGUGGGAUCGACUCUGUGCGUCAAUUCCGGAAACCACUAUUUUCAAAGCUGUGAUUUAAUGGUUCGUUUUAAAUGUUCCUAUAUUGUUAUAAAAUUGUGUUCCAUUAGCAAAUAUUGUUCGAUUGCGUAGAAUUGUUUAUCGGCGAAUAAAAAACGUUUGGAAUUUCGACGCAUUAGGAAUUAAACCAGGAUUGCAUCAAUCCGCUUGUUGAAUAGACACGUUUCUAAACUACAAACAGUUUUUGACAGCCUGUUUAAUAAACGACACUUCGAUAAUUAUUCGAGUCUUAUAUGAUUGUAUUCAUAUAUAUGCAAAUAAUAUAGGAAUGCUAUUUUACUAUUGUUAUUGUUGGCGUCGGUUAUGAUAUUGCUUCUUUGUUGAAUAGGUUUCAUAACUUAUUCUUGCCCGUCGUCUAAACAAAGAUCAACAAGUGUCGGUAAUAAUGGAGCGCAGUUCGUAAAAUUGUAACUACCGGUAGGCUUGUUUAUUUUUAGGUGUAUUUGUUGCGCCAUUUCAAUCCGCAGUCGUUUAGUGUGGGUUAUGAAAGUGCACAGUAUGUAAAGGGGCAUGUCUAGGGUUGCGAAGGUAAAAUAGUUUUAUAAAUAACAUUGUAACCGUUCGCUUAAAAAGUUGAUGUUUUUGAUUAAAUCAUUUCUUAAUACACGUGUCACGUUUUUAUAAACGCUCAAUAAAAUUUCGUUGUUAAAAAGGGCUUGAGUUUUAAUCCCAGUAUAUCGGAUUAUUUGUAUGGUUUAUUAUUUUUUUGUUGCGGGGGGGGGGGGGGUGGGUCGGUAUAGGUUCUUUAAAUUAUUCUUCAAUAUAAUAUAAGAUAAAUAUCUACCUGAAUUUCUAAUGUUUAUAUAAGUGUCUAUAUUAUAAUGUAAACCUGUUCAAAUGCACAUUAAAUAGACUGCAUAAUUAGCAAUAUUUUGGAAAACACCAUUAUCCGUGGGUAUACACAGUUAAUUAUUGAACUGAAAUAUCUUGAUUUAUGACAUGAUUAUGGCGUAAUGUUAUCCAUUUUAGUUAUAAAAAGGUGUAAACAGAAUCGUUUUUAACAUAAAGAUUAUAUUAUUCGUCUAUGAUAUUGUAUACCUAUGCAUAUUUUGAAUAAAACAAGAUGUAAUUGAA
This is a messenger RNA of Dreissena polymorpha, 3177 nucleotides long. RefSeq names its product L-sorbose 1-dehydrogenase-like. Gene Ontology annotation, molecular function: flavin adenine dinucleotide binding; oxidoreductase activity, acting on CH-OH group of donors. NCBI's taxonomy places the organism in Eukaryota, Metazoa, Mollusca, Bivalvia, Myida, Dreissenidae. The coding region runs from base 294 to 2099 and encodes 601 amino acids. The transcript has 12 exons. The record is from RefSeq and is a predicted model, not a curated record.